Messenger RNA from Myzus persicae (green peach aphid), 1964 nucleotides. Its product is annotated as spermine oxidase. The record is from RefSeq and is a predicted model, not a curated record. Lineage: Eukaryota; Metazoa; Arthropoda; Insecta; Hemiptera; Aphididae. Gene Ontology annotation, molecular function: polyamine oxidase activity. The transcript is spliced from 7 exons. The coding region runs from base 252 to 1772 and encodes 506 amino acids.
AUGAUUUUAAUGAAUUUGUUUUUUUUUUCAUUAACAACAUUCAAAAUAGUGUUAGAUUUUUUUUUAAACUUUAAUCAAAUGUUUUUUAUGUAUAGUCCGUAUUCUAACUAGCUUGGCAUUAAUCCCUUUAUUUUAUCCCACACAACAUGACCAAAAACCGUGUACCUAGUCAAGGUUGGCCGAGACAUCUUAUAGCAUGAUCGUCGAAUCUCUGGACACCAAAUAACUAAUUUUUCUCAAGACUGAUUAUUAUGGGAGAGCCAUUACCAGAUGUUUCAAAGCACAAAGUUAUUAUUAUUGGUGCUGGCAUAGCAGGUCUUGCAGCAGCCACACAUUUGUCACAACAUAAUAUGAAUGAUUUUAUUGUGUUGGAAGCACAGAAUCGUAUUGGUGGUCGAAUAUGCUCUUCUAAAAUAAAUGAUCAGCAAGUCGAACUUGGGGCUCAUUGGAUUCAUGGUGUAUUAGGUAAUCCUAUGUAUGAAUUAGCCUUGGCGAAUGGUCUUGUGGAUAUUACUCACCGUCCAAAAUUACCCAAUAUUGUAGCAGCCACAACGGAUGGAACAAAAGUUCCUAUCCAAUUAUUACAAGAAACGUAUGAAGCGUAUAUGUGUUUUUUGCGGCGAUGUGAAGAUUACUUUACGGGGGCAUUUGAUCCACCACCCGGGAUUCACAGUGUCGGAGAACAUGUGCAGCUCGAAAUCGCAAUUUAUUUGGAUAAAGUACAAAAUAAUAAUGCCCGUAAAUUACAGCGAUUAAUUUUCAACUGUUUACUUAAGCGAGAAACUUGUAUUACUGGAUGUAACAAUAUGGUUGAUAUUGAUUUAGUUGAGUUAGGUAGUUACAAAGAACUGCAGGGCGGUAAUAUUGCACUGCCCAGUGGAUACAGCAGUAUUUUAGAUCCUAUUCAUAACAAGUUACCACCUGACUGUAUAAAAUUGAAUUCUCAAGUGACAAAAAUCAAAUGGCCAUCAGGCGUUGACAAUGGUACAGAUUCUGAAGAUUCUGAUAAGACUGUAAUUGAAGUAGGGGGUGAAGAUGUCACCAAUGAAACUGUGUACGUUCAUUGUGAUGAUAAGAUUUAUGAAGCUGACAGUAUUAUAUGCACACUGCCAUUGGGUAUACUCAAGUCCAAUGACAUUUUCUGUCCAAAACUACCAAAGUACAAAGAAAAAUCUAUUGGUAGACUAUUGUAUGGAGUAGUGGAUAAAAUUUUUUUAUAUUAUGAUCGGCCGUUUUUGAGUCAAGAUACUGAUGAGAUACUUUUACUAUGGGACAAUGAUGAAAUAGGGGAUUGGAGUGAAAAGAUAUAUAGUUUUUCAAAAGUUAAUGAUACAUUGUUGCUUGGUUGGUUAUCUGGGAAUGAAGCUGAAAUCAUGGAAAAAUUGGAUGAUAAAAUAAUUGGAGACAAGUGUACAGAAGUAUUGAGACGUUUUCUGAAUGAUCCCUGUAUACCAUAUCCAUCUAAAUGCAUGUGCACUCGAUGGAAAGCAAAUGAAUUCAGUCUCGGUUCAUAUACUGCUAUUGGAGUGGGCUCUAGUCAGUUAGAUAUCGAACACAUUGCAAGGCCAAUGCAUGUUAAUAAUAAUACAAUUCCUAUUAUUACGUUUGCCGGAGAACAUACCCAUCCAAAUUUUUACUCGACUGUUCAUGGAGCAUAUUUGUCUGGGCGUGCAGCUGCUGAAAUGUUGAUUGUGUGCAAACGUGAAGACGAACCACUCAAUACUACAGUAACUGACCUAAGUUCAUGGAUACAAGGCUUACCACUAGCGUAGUUGUUAAGUAUUGAUAUAGAAGUAUACACCGAACAAUUUUCCAACAAAAUUAAUUAUUGAUCAAGACUUUACCUUUAGGUCAUAUACAUAUAGACACAGAGUGUGUAUGUAGGUUUUUUGAAAAACAAUAUAAAUUAUAAUAAUUUGUGUUAUGUUCCGGAAAUAAAAAUAGAACUUUUUGACUUUUAAAUU